Messenger RNA from Suncus etruscus (white-toothed pygmy shrew), 520 nucleotides. RefSeq names its product circumsporozoite protein-like. Lineage: Eukaryota; Metazoa; Chordata; Mammalia; Eulipotyphla; Soricidae. The coding region runs from base 1 to 489 and encodes 162 amino acids. The transcript is spliced from 2 exons. The record is from RefSeq and is a predicted model, not a curated record.
AUGGGGGGGUUCCAGCUCCCGGAGGCUGGCUUGCAAGGGGGAAAGGCUUGCUCGGGCUGUGGCCUCGCUGGGCCUGCGCCGGCAAGAGGAGCGAGGAGCGAGGAGCGAGGAGCGAGCGAGCAGAGAGCGAGUGUGCACGCGGGGAGGGAGGGAGGGGCGCCCGGGUACGCGCACGGCAAGGGGCCGGGGUGCGGGCGCGCGGCUGGAGCUGGCGCGGGAGCGGCGGGAGCGGUGGCGGCGGCGGCGGCAGAGGCAGAGGCAGAGGCGGCGGCUCGAGCUCCAGCUCCGGCUCCGGCUCCGGCUCCGGCUCCGGCUCCGGGUGCUCGGGUGGCGGGAGCGGGACCGGGCGGCGGCGGCGGCGGGGGAAGAGCGCGCGCGGGAGCCACAACAGCCUGGGGAGGGGACAUGCGGACCGACGGCCCCUGGAUAGGCGGAAGGAGCGGAGGCCCUGGUGCCCUGCCCUCGGGGCUGUUUCUCCAGCAAGAGUGACUGGCGUGAACAAGCCAAGACCUGGUGAGUG